Gorilla gorilla gorilla (western lowland gorilla) is the source of this 6917-nucleotide messenger RNA. It is a transcript of the gene RASAL1, whose product is annotated as RAS protein activator like 1. The record is from RefSeq and is a predicted model, not a curated record. Gene Ontology annotation, biological process: intracellular signal transduction; cellular response to calcium ion; negative regulation of Ras protein signal transduction. The transcript is spliced from 19 exons. The coding region runs from base 2557 to 4998 and encodes 813 amino acids. NCBI's taxonomy places the organism in Eukaryota, Metazoa, Chordata, Mammalia, Primates, Hominidae. Gene Ontology annotation, molecular function: GTPase activator activity.
GGCAACACCAGGCCUGGGGGGAGAGGAGGAAGGGAGGGGUCUCUUUCUAGACCUGGGGGAUCUGGGACCAAGAAUUCACAUUUAAAGCAGUGCUUACCCUGAGCGGGACUCGCGGGCCUGCAGGUGGGUGAUUUGUGUCCAGCUGGGACUGCCAGCUCCUCUCCCCGACCAGCCCUGCCUUCCCCCUCUGGACCUAAUGCUGUCCCUGCUGGCUCCCUGGGGCUGACUCAGCACUGCCAGCCUGUGCCUCCUACAGUGGCCUCCCUGGGGGCGGGCAUCUCACGCUUGGCUGGACUGGUUGGUUCCGGGCCUGCCGGGUGCUGCGGGCACUGGGGAUGUCUGUGCGCGUGGGCAUGUGCAUGUGUGUCUGUGCACCCGCCCAGCUGGGCCUGCUUGUGAGUUGCAGGGGGUGGGGGAUGUUGCGGGGCUAGUGUGAGUGCCUGUGACCACGUGUGUAUGUCCUCGUGGCUGUGCAGGGCACAGGCUCACGUGUAUGUACCAGUGUAGUAUGCAUGUACAUGCACGUGCACAUGGCUGCCCUGCACAUGCAUGUGAACACCAAUGCCAGCCGAUUUGGUCACAAAGGCGCCGAUGUGGACACAUGUGAAGGUGUGAGGAUGUUUGGGGUGUCAGUGAGUCUCGCAGGGGGAUAUCAGGCUGGGCCCUGCUUGGCUCCCACCCCCGCAGGCCGAGGGACAGCUCUCAGCCCCUGGAGGCCUGAUGGGGGUGGGUGGGCUGGUGGGUGGCUGAGGCCUUGGUUCCUAUGGAGACGGCAGGAUUCAGGAUGCUCCUAUUCUGGUCCAGAUGGGCUCAGAGCUAGGGGUGGGGAGCCUGCCUGGGGGAGGGGUCAGCUGUAGCUCGCCCCUCCACUGACUCCCCUCCACUGUCCUCCCAGUGCUCAUGCUGGCCCCUUGAUACAUUCCCUGACACCACCCCAAACCCACAGAUUGAUUUUCUGUGUGACCCCAGACUGCUGUUUCUCCCUCUCUGGGCUGUAAGAAGCCUUUCAGCUCAGGAGCUGGGGAAUGUUCAGAAGACCUUUGGCUGGGAAAAGGUCAGGUUGGGGGAAGAGGGUAUUUGGGAGGAAGCACUGGAGGUCCAUCUGAGGUUGGUGCCGCUGGGCUGGAGGAAGAAGGCAGGGUGUGUGUGUGUGUGUGUGCACGCGCGUGCAUAUGUGCACUCUUUCUUAGGGCACAGUGUGGUGAAAGGAGGGAGGAAGGGAGCAACAGGUAUGAGAACCAAACUUUGCAUCCACGAAUGUGGGUGUGUCUUUAUCGGGCAAGUAGAAUCUUUGUUCUCUGCUGGGUAAAGGGAAGUACCCCUGCAGGGGUGUCAGGGCAGAGAUGCUGUGUGUGUGCACCUGUUUCUGGGCUUAUCUUGGUCACCAUCCUUCCUGUGCCUUCCUCCUGCUCACUGUGUGCUUCAAAGCCCCGAGUGCUCUGUCCUCUGCUCACCUCCUGUCUCCUGGCCCCUCUCCCUCCCCCAUUCCCACCGGGCACCUUCCUAUUCCUUCAGCUCACCAAACUCAUUCCUGCUACAGGGCCUUUGCCCAUGCUGUUCCAGACUUCUGGAAUACUUGUCCUUGUCCUCAUUGUCUCUCCCCACUUUGCCUGACUAGCUCCUACAGGAAGCCUUCCCUAAUCCCCUCCGACCCUACCCCCAAGACCCAACCAGGGGCCAUUGAGCUAACCCCAAUCCCAGGACUUCUCCCACCAUGUCCUAAUUGCUGGGAGAGAGCGCCUGCUUGUGGAAGAGGGGGUCUGUGGGGUAAGCAGCCCUGACACCUGUUCCUCUGUUCCCUGGAGCCCAGCACAGGCUGGGCCCAUAGUCCAAGUGAAUGUUUAUGGAGUAAACGAAUGAACAAAUGAAUGAAUGGAAUUGUGUGUGUGUGUGUGUGUGUGUCGGUGACUGUGUGUUUGUAUGACUGUGUGUGUGUCUCUAUGUGUACCUGCCUUGUAUCAUUGUAAGUGUGUGAGAGUGUGUCUCUGGAUCUCUGAGUGUGUCUCUGUGUUCCCGACAUAUGUCUAUUUUCAUAUGUUUUCAUAUGUGUCUGUUUUCUAUGUGUCUAUCUGCAUGUGUCUGGUGUCUGGAUUUCCAAACAUAAAGGUACAUGUUUUUAGGACUUUCUGAGGGUGCAUAUGUGUAUCUGCUUAUGUGUAAAUGUGUCUCUGUCUCUGGCCUCCUUGGUGUAUCUGUGAGCAACUCUGUCUCAGUGUGAAUCCGUGUGUGUGUAUCUGCACAUAUGUUUCUGUGGGUCGCUAUGCGUGUCUGUUGGUCUCUGUGUAUCUGGGACCUUAGGUGUGUAUUGGGGCCCUGUAUGUGGGUGUGUAGGAUCAUGUGUGUGUUUUGUGUAUGUGCCUCUCUGUGUGUGUGUGUGUGUGUGUGUUGAGAUCUCUGGUGUAUGUCUGAUACUCUGGGUAUGUGAGUGUUGGGGUCUGUGUGUGUUUCUAUGCCUGGAUUCAUACAUGCUCCAGUGUCCCUGGGUGAGUACAUAUCUAGGAUCUUGGAGUGGCUGUCCUUGGGUGUGUGUGUGUGUCUGGGCCUCUAACUGGGUUCAUGUGGGGGGUCUCUGAGUGUGUGUGUGUCUGGAUUCCCGUGUGUGUGUGUGUGUGUGUGUGUGUGUGUGUGUGUCUGGGUCUCCAGGUGUCUGCCUCCUGUGUGGCCCGAGGACCCCCAGCCCCCUGCACCUCCUUUUGCAGGACAGCUACUGUCUGGAGGAGCCUGGGCCCCUUCUGGGGGGAGGAGUACACGGUGCACCUGCCUCUGGAUUUCCACCAGCUGGCCUUCUACGUGCUGGAUGAGGACACUGUCGGGCACGACGACAUCAUCGGCAAGAUCUCGCUGAGCAGGGAGGCGAUUACAGCCGACCCCCGAGGGAUUGACAGCUGGAUUAACUUGAGCCGAGUGGACCCAGAUGCAGAAGUGCAGGGUGAGAUCUGCCUGUCAGUGCAGAUGCUGGAGGAUGGGCAGGGCCGCUGCCUUCGCUGCCAUGUGCUUCAGGCCAGAGACCUGGCUCCCAGAGACAUCUCUGGCACAUCUGACCCAUUUGCACGUGUGUUUUGGGGCAGCCAGAGCUUGGAGACCUCAACCAUCAAGAAGACUCGCUUCCCACACUGGGAUGAAGUGCUGGAGCUGCGGGAGAUGCCAGGUGCCCCGUCCCCACUGCGGGUGGAGCUCUGGGACUGGGACAUGGUGGGCAAGAACGACUUCUUGGGCAUGGUGGAGUUCUCUCCAAAGACCCUCCAGCAGAAGCCACCUAACGGCUGGUUCCGCCUCCUGCCCUUUCCCAGAGCCGAGGAGGAUUCUGGGGGGAACCUGGGUGCCCUGCGAGUGAAGGUACGCCUGAUUGAGGACCGCGUCCUGCCCUCCCAGUGCUACCAGCCUCUCAUGGAGCUGCUCAUGGAGUCUGUGCAGGGGCCAGCAGAGGAGGACACUGCUAGCCCCUUGGCUUUGCUGGAAGAGCUGACCUUGGGGGACUGCCGCCAGGACCUUGCCACCAAGCUGGUGAAACUCUUUCUUGGCCGGGGACUGGCUGGGCGCUUUCUGGACUAUCUCACCCGGCGUGAGGUGGCUCGGACCAUGGACCCCAACACCCUCUUCCGUUCUAACUCCCUGGCAUCCAAGUCGAUGGAACAGUUUAUGAAGCUCGUGGGCAUGCCCUACCUGCACGAGGUCCUGAAGCCUGUGAUUAGCCGCGUCUUUGAGGAGAAGAAGUACAUGGAGCUGGAUCCCUGCAAGAUGGACCUGGGCCGCACCCGGAGGAUCUCCUUCAAAGGCGCACUCUCGGAGGAGCAGAUGCGGGAGACCAGCCUGGGGCUGCUGACGGGCUACCUGGGGCCCAUCGUGGACGCCAUCGUGGGCUCCGUGGGGCGCUGCCCGCCCGCCAUGCGCCUCGCCUUCAAGCAGCUGCACCGGCGCGUGGAGGAGCGCUUCCCCCAGGCAGAGCACCAGCAGGAUGUGAAGUACCUGGCCAUCAGUGGAUUUCUCUUCUUGCGAUUCUUCGCGCCUGCCAUCCUUACCCCAAAGCUGUUUGACCUUCGGGACCAACACGCGGACCCCCAGACUAGCCGCUCACUGCUGUUGCUUGCCAAGGCUGUGCAGAGCAUCGGAAACCUGGGCCAGCAGCUGGGCCAAGGCAAGGAACUGUGGAUGGCCCCCCUGCACCCCUUCCUGCUGCAGUGUGUCUCACGUGUGAGAGACUUCCUGGACCGGCUGGUGGAUGUGGAUGGGGAUGAAGAAGCUGGUGUCCCAGCCAGGGCCCUGUUCCCGCCCUCGGCCAUUGUUCGAGAAGGGUAUCUGCUGAAGCGCAAGGAGGAGCCUGCCGGCCUGGCCACGCGCUUUGCCUUCAAGAAGCGCUACGUCUGGCUCAGCGGGGAGACCCUCUCCUUCUCCAAGAGUCCUGAGUGGCAGAUGCGCCACUCCAUCACCGUGUCUCACAUCCGCGCCGUGGAGCGCGUAGACGAGGGCGCCUUCCAACUGCCCCACGUGAUGCAGGUGGUGACGCAGGACGGCACGGGGGCGCUGCACACCACCUACCUCCAGUGCAAGAAUGUGAAUGAGCUCAACCAGUGGCUCUCGGCCUUGCGCAAGGCCAGCGCGCCCAACCCGAACAAGCUGGCCGCCUGCCACCCCGGUGUCUUCCGCAGCGCGCGCUGGACCUGCUGCCUCCAGGCUGAGCGCUCAGCCGCCGGCUGCAGCCGUACACACUCGGCUGUCACCCUGGGGGACUGGAGUGACCCACUGGAUCCUGAUGCUGAAGCCCAGACAGUGUAUCGGCAGCUGCUCCUGGGGCGGGACCAGCUCAGGCUGAAAUUACUGGAGGAUUCUAACAUGGAUACAACUCUGGAGGCAGACACAGGGGCCUGUCCUGAGGUCCUGGCCCGGCAAAGAGCAGCAACUGCCCGCCUGCUGGAGGUGCUCGCAGACCUGGAUCGUGCCCACGAGGAGUUCCAGCAGCAAGAGCGAGGGAAGGCGGCCCUGGGCCCCCUUGGCCCCUAAGGAAAUGCCAGAGCUAGCCCGGAAGGAGGAGCAAGGAGCCAGGGAGCCCUCCUCAGCGCAUCCUGCCCCGGGAGUCUCCUGUCUCCUUGGACCUCUUUGAUUCUGUGGUUUGGAGGCUCCCAGAGACGUGCCUAGUCCUGUGUGCCUUGAGUCCAGAACUCAGGGCAUGGAAGCCCUUUGGCAGGGGCCAGCCUUGCACUGAGUGAAACUUGCCCUCUGGCUUGAUUCAGACUGGAGUGGAUAGGAUAAGGAACCUGACUUAUUUGACUGAGACUGGGGUCUCUACUUCACCAAACUGGCCUCUAUCCAUACCAAGGAGGCCAGCCUGGCCCUGAGCUGCUGGAUACAGCUGGACCUGAAUUCCUGAUGCCCAUGUGAUGUUGUUGCCCCAGAUAGGCACUAAAUGGGCUCACCCCUUCCUGUUUUCAUGUCUGCUAAUCCCUAUAACCUCACUGAUUCUUCUGUACCCUGCCCUUGGCCUAGGACUCCAACCACAAGCUUCCAGAAUCAGGUACCCUCAGGAAGAACCAAGGCUGGGUGGGGGUCCAGUGUGCCAAACUCAGACCCUUGGAGCCUGGGAGACUUGGGCCAGGCUGUUUAUCUCUCUUUGGGUCUCAGAUUACCCUGUAUAAAAAGAGGAGGGAAAGUCUAGAUGUGUGGUUUUCAAAUGGAUUCCAAUGAGGUAGUUCAAGAACAAGGGAGGACUUUCUCUGACUGUGGGCCAAAGACCACCCGCUAGAAUGUCUGCUAGAAAUGCAGAUUUCUGAGGCCCAGCCAGCUACUGACUCAGAAUCUGAGGGUAUAUGAGGGCAAGAAUCAGGGUUAUUUAACAGAUCCCAUAGGUCAUUUGGAUGAGUAUCAGCUUUGAGGACCACAGGCCUGGGGAAUGGGCAAUUUUAUUUUAUUUUGUUUUUAGAGUUGGGGGUCUCACUCUGUUGCCCAGGCUGCAGUACAGUGGCAUGAUCAUAGGUCAAUGCACCCUCAAACUUCUGGACUUCAGUGAUCCUCCCAUGUUAGCCUCCAGAGCAGCUGCGACUACAGGUGCAAGCCAUCACGCCUGGCUAAUUUUUAAAUUUUUGUAGAGAUUGGGGGGGGGGUCUCACUAUGUUGCCCAGGCUGGUCUCAAGCUCCUGGCAUCAAAUGAGCCUCCCGCUUCGGCCUCCUUAGUUGCUGGGAUUACAGGUGUGAGUCAGUGCCUGGCUUGCAAUUUUAUAUGCCAGAGUUUGGGUUGAGGUUUUGUCUGAGAAUGAACCACGGAGUACAAAUGUUUGGGAACAUGUGACUGGCAGAACUGGAAGGGCCUCCAAGGACUCGUUUCCGGUGUUGUGUCACUAGGGGGUGGGACAGAAACCAAAGCCUACCUGGCAGGGGAUCAAGUGGACCAGGAAAGACACGGCGCUAUCCCGAGGGUGGCCAGCAGGGGUUGCCCGAAGCCGCAGCAUCCACCAGAACUACAGGGGCGUCCUGGCAUGUUGCAGAGAGGCUGAUUUAAGGCUGGGGUCCAUCCCUGUUUUUCCCUAGUUAGAACCUGACCCUCCUCCCCAAGGACAGGGUCCUGACAAGCUCUGAGAUCCUGAUGAGCUGAUCACAGUGUCUCCCAGCUCCUCCGUAUUUCCCUCGAGGCUCCCAGCUCUCCGCCCGAGUUCCUUGUUUCUUGUCAUUGUGCCAGGGAGCAGAUGUGUGCAUUGCCUUGUGCUCUUGUGAAAGAGAAGGGCACUUUCACCUCUGCAUUCUUGGAGACUAGGACUAGGAGGGUCUGCCACUGCUUCACCGCCCCCAUCCCUUCCAGCCCGAGGCAAGGACCCUGAAGUCAUUCUCUUGCAAGCCAUCACUCCCCAACGGGCCUGACUGCAGCCCCCAGGAACAGAGCCACCCACCCCUCUCUUGGCAGGAAAAGACCAGGCGAGGAGGAGAAAGAC